CCCGCCAAUUCAGAGCUGGAGCUGGCUGUGUGAGCCGAGCGGGUCCGAGCCGAGCCGAGCCGAGCCGGGGCUAAAGCCAGCGAUAAAACACAGACAAAACCGGACGCUGCGGUAUGAGAUAGCUCCGCUGGGCAGCGGCUUGUUGAGACGCCGGGUCCUUGUGAGCGGAUAAACAGGGUUUUUUUUGCCCACCUGUGGGUUUGUUGUAACCCGGUGUCCCGGGGCGGCGGACUGACCCGACAGGAGGAAAAGUAUGGAGUGUAAAGCUAAAUCCGGUGCUGCAGCAAAGAAGUUAGUUCAAGCUCGUCUGCCCUUCAAGCGCCUGAACCCCGUCCCCAAGGAGAAUGGGGAGUCUGUGGAGCUCAAGAAACCCCGCCAGCACGGCCCUUCCAGCGCCCCUAAACAGCACCUCCACACCUCCGCCAGCGACGUGGAGAACGAGCACUACCCCUCCCUGCAGCUAGAGGCGCCCUCUGCAGACACGCUGGUCAACGGCAGGGGGCCGCUGGACACAUUCAUGAGCCGGGCUGGAGGGAGGGGCGGGGGCAAAGGGAAGAGCACGGACACUCCCUGCCUGACCAUCGACCUCACUGAGGACUCCAACUCUGCCCCCUGCCCAGCAGACCACACUGCUGUGAGAGAGAGCAAACUGAUCCAGGACAGCACACAGAGAGAGGACGAACUGAACCAGGACAGCACACAGAGAGAGGACGAACUGAACCAGGACAGCACACAGAGAGAGGACGAACUGAACCAGGACAGCACACAGAGAGAGGACGAACUGAACCAGGACAGCACACAGAGAGAGGACGAACUGAACCAGGACAGCACACAGGCUGGGACGCUGCCUAGCAGGCGGGCUUGUCCCCCAGCUGACGUUGCCAUGGAAACCAGUGCAGCAGACCAAUCGGACUGCGAGAUGGAGAUAAGUGUGAACGGAGACCUGGAUUCCUCCAGCAACACUGACAAGAAAAUCAGUAGCAAGGCAAAGAGGACUCCCAGAGCAGGGCCAGAGCCUGGGGAGCAGCACAGGGAAGGGACGGCCGAGGAGGGGAACCCUCUGAGGACUGAGAGUCUGGAUGAGAGUCGGGUGACAGAGGAGACGGAGGAAGAAGAGCUGAGUCCAGAGAACGACUCCCUCCUGUCUCCCUCCUCAGUCAGCUCUCUGUCCGCUGCAGAGAGCUCUCCCGAGGGGGGCAGGAGCACGGGCUCCCACAGCGCCAGCACUCCCACGCACAAGCCGCAGACUCCAAAGAUCAAGGGAAGCACAGAAGAAAAAGCAAAGAGGCGUUCGCUGAAGGACCAGGAGCGCGAGGACAAGCGCAUCAAGCUGCAGGCGGAGAAGGAAGAGAGGGAGAGAACGAGGGAGGAGGCAAAGGCUGCCAAGGAGCGAGCGAAGGAAGAGGCGAAGAAGAGGAGGGAGGAGGAGAAGGAGGCCCGGGAGAAGGAGAAGCGAGAGAAGAGGGAGAAGGAGGAGAGAGAGAAAGCUGAGAAACUGCUUGUGAAAGAGGAGAAGCGGAAAGAGAAGCAGGAGGCUCUGGAAGCCAAGCUAGAAGAGAAGCGUAAGAAAGAGGAAGAGAAACGGUUGAAGGAGGAGAAAGAGCGUGUGAAAGCAGAAAAAGCAGAGAUCAGGAGGUUCUUCCAGAAACCCAAGACCCUACAGGCUCCCAGGACUCUGGCUGCAGCCUGCGGGAAGUUCGCUCCCUUCGAGAUCAAGGAGAACAUGACUCUGGCACCCCUGACUCGGGUUCUGUGUGACCAGGAGGUUCUGGAGCAGCUGGACCAGUACCUGCAGGCACCGGACCGGUCUGCAAACGGGCUUCUCGAGUGGAAGAGCCGCAAGCCUCGUCGGAGCGGUCCGACCAACCCCAGAACCAGUGAUUGUGUGGUUCUGGUGGAGGGCAGCAAGCCUGAUGGAGUCCCAGCCCGAAAGGAGUGCGGCCGCAUGAAGCUGCUUCACUUCUGUGAGAAUUACCGGCCGGCCUACUGGGGCACCUGGAGGAAGAGGAGCAGCAAGAUCAAGCCUCGCAGACCCCUGAGCCAGGACAAGGAGCUCCUGGAUUACGAGGUGGACAGUGAUGAGGAAUGGGAGGAGGAGGAGCCAGGAGAGUCUCUGUCGCACAGUGAAGGGGAUGAUGAUGACGACGGGGGAGGGGAAGCUGCAGGGGACGAUGAAGAUGAUGACGGCUUCUUCGUUCCCCACGGUUACCUCUCUGAUGGGGAGGGGGCGUCGGAAGAGGAGUCUGCGGACCCAGAGAACCAGAAGGUGCGUCAGAAGCUGAAGGCGAGGGAGUGGGACGAGCUGCUGUCGAAGGGCAGGGUGAAGGUGCUACAGGCUGUGGUGCUGGGCUGCGUGUGGGAGUGCGAGGGGCCCCCCGAGGACACGGUGCUGAGGACCCUGCGGGACUAUGCUGUGUGUGUGCUGGACACGCGGCUGGGGGACGAGGCGGGGACCCCCGAGAGCAUGAGCAAAGAGAAGAGGGACGAUCACAUCCUGUCCCAGAUGCUGCCCCUGCUCCACGGUAACGUGAACGGCAGCAAAGCCAUCAUCCGGGAGUUCCAGGAGUGCUGGCGCGGGAGAGCGGGGCUGCCCAGCCCCCCGGACUCUCUGGCAGGCAGCAGCGAGGACAGCGUGCCCUCGAAAUACCGUCUGAAGCGGCUGAUCUCGGAGAGCGCGGUGUACGAGAAGCGGCCGGCGCUGCGGCGCUGGUGCUGGUACGUGCACGAGGCCGUGCUGAAGAGGUUCUCUCAAGAGGAGCUGCCCGUGCCCUGCCAGUGGAGCUACAUCACCCAGGUGCCCUACACAGGCAGGGAGGAGGCUGGCACUGCGGGCACGGGAGGGGGCAGCACACACAGCACCCCCCUCUCCUCGUCAUCGUCACUGGCAGCGUCCGGCUCUGCCAAGAGGAAGCAGAAAGGCAGCAUGUCCAUCACCAAGUUCAUGAGGAAAUCGAAAGGGGCCGAGCAGCAGUCUGAAGGGAUGGAGACAGACGGGUUCCAGGCUGACACAGAGGAGGAUGAGGAUGAUCCAGACUGCGUGAUCAUACAGAGUACAGACUCUAAGCAGAGCUGUGCUGACAGUGUCCAGAUGGAAGUGGUAUCCUCCAGCCCCUCUCCUGCAGCCCCUCCCUGCCCCUCUGCCUCCAGAGUCUGAACCCUGGCAUUUCCAUUCUGACGUGUUGUUUGCACGUAGGCUGUUAUUUUACUGUGUUCGUGUGUGUGUGUUUUUUAUAUAUAUUAAACGUUCUUCCGUGUG
Molecule: messenger RNA, 3256 nt
Organism: Polyodon spathula (Mississippi paddlefish)
Lineage: Eukaryota; Metazoa; Chordata; Actinopteri; Acipenseriformes; Polyodontidae
Product: chromatin assembly factor 1 subunit A-like
Exons: 15
Coding region: 254-3154 (966 amino acids)
Biological process (GO): nucleosome assembly
Cellular component (GO): CAF-1 complex; nucleus
Source: RefSeq, a predicted model, not a curated record